Molecule: messenger RNA, 972 nt
Organism: Fusarium coffeatum
Lineage: Eukaryota; Fungi; Ascomycota; Sordariomycetes; Hypocreales; Nectriaceae
Exons: 2
Coding region: 1-972 (323 amino acids)
Biological process (GO): carbohydrate metabolic process
Molecular function (GO): hydrolase activity, hydrolyzing O-glycosyl compounds
Source: RefSeq, a predicted model, not a curated record
AUGGUUUCUUGGAACAAUAUCUUCACUUUGGCUCUUGGCCUUGUCGGUUCCGUUGGAGCUUAUACAAACCCAAUCCGUAACCCUGGAGGUGGUGAUCCCCAGAUCACUUACACUGGCGGUUACUACUACCUUAUCUCGACUGAGUGGACCAACCUGCAACUUUCCCGUGCUACUACCAUAGAGGGACUGAAGACUGCCACUCCCAAAGUCAUCUACACCGACACAAACCCUUCCCGAUCUUCCAAUAUAUGGGCUCCUGAACUCCAUUGGCUGGGGGGUAAAUGGUACAUCUAUUACACUGCUGGAAAGGCCGAGGAUUUGACAGGGCAGCGUUCCCAUGUUAUCAAGGGUGGGGCUACACCUUGGGACAGUUGGUCCUACGGAGCCAAGCUCUCAGACGACUGGGGGAUAGAUGGAACGAUUCUUCGAACGAAUCAGUUCGGAAACUACUUUGUUUACUCCUGCAUGACCGGAGUUCAAUACCAGUCCACUUGCGUGCGCAAGUUGGGCUCGGAUUUCAUGUCUGUCGGUGCUCUGAGCAUCAUUUCCCAACCCGAUCAAUCCUGGGAGAAGAGCGGCACUCCUGUCCAAGAAGGGCCCAACGCCCUCUACUUCGGAGGCAAAACCUACAUUUCCUACAGCGCUAACUAUUGCUGGACUCCUGAUUAUUGUGUCGCUUUAUUGGAAUGGGAUGGUCGUACUGAUCCUGCCAAGGCCUCAGCUUGGAAGAAGUCGAACGGUUGUGUUCUCAAGAGCGCCAAUGGAAGCUACGGAACUGGCCACAACAGCUUCUUCCAAAGCCCUGACGGAAAGCAGACCUACAUCACUUUCCAUGCUACCUCUAACAAGAAUGGUGCAUGUGAUGAUACGAGAUAUGCUAUGACUCAGCCUUUGACUGCCAAUGCUGAUGGCACACCCAACUUUGGACAGGUUCAGCCUUUCUCCAAACAGUUUGCUGAGCCUUCUAAGUAA